AAUAACCUUGACCCAAUUUGACACCCUGUACGGGUUAAACCCUUCUUUGACGUGCCGAUUCUAUUUACUCGUGAGACGCGCAGUUCAAAGUGAGAAAUAACGGAGCAAUGAUGGAGGUAGAAGACGAGCUGCAAGACUCUGCUACUCCUUGCUUGCAUUUAGUCUCUGCUUUCCUCGCCUGUGAACCCCCGGAUUUCGUUAUCUCAUUUGCCAGGGAUUGUGGAGGUGGUUCCAUUACGGAGAGUGUGCAAAGUUUCAUUUGGAACCAAUGUAUCAACAAAUUCGAUGUGAAGUGUAAUGGGCAUUAUUUAAAAAGUUUCUUGAAGAAGCUCAUCGUUGAAGUCGAGUCAAAUGGGGACGUUGUUUUGGAUGAAAUAUAUGAAAUGUAUAUUUAUUGUCUGACUACUCUGAAGGAUGAUGAAUUGACUAAAGGAAACACUAGAACGUUAAGAAGAGUUUCAUUUCUACAUCCCAAGGAUUGUUCACAACCCUCAAGUUGUCAAAUAACUAGGAAAUUUGAAGUCACGUUGCAAUGUUCACUUAACAUGCUUGAAGGAGAUACAGGGUGCUCGAUUUGGCCAUCAGGUCUGUUCCUUUCGGAGUUCAUACUUUCUUUUCCAGAACUGUUCUCAGACAAAUCUUGUCUUGAGGUUGGUUCAGGUGUUGGAUUGGUUGGUGUCUGUUUAGCUCACGUGAAUGCCUCCAAGGUAGUACUUACAGAUGGUGACUUAUCAACUUUAGCAAACAUGAAGCUCAACUUGGAGCUAAAUCAGCUGCACACUGAUAUGUUAGACCAUACACAAGAUACCAAAAUGGUACGGUGCUUGUCUUUGCCGUGGGAGUCUGCAACAGAAAAUGAGCUACAUCAAUUCUUGCCAGAUAUAGUUUUGGGUGCAGAUGUGAUAUACAAUCCAGUAUGCCUCCCAUACCUUGUUCAACUCCUUGCCGUUCUUUUAAAGCGGGAUCCAAAGCUACAUCAUUUGAGUAAUGGCUGCAAGGACUGUCCACCUGUGUGGAGAUGUUUCGAAAGUGAAGAAACUAGUUCCGUAGGUGACAAUGUUUUCCCAGGAAAAGCAAAAACAAAUGGUGAUACACAUGUUGAGCAUUUGUCACCUGGACUAGGACAAGGGCCUCUUGCAUAUAUUGCUUCAGUAAUUCGCAAUAUUGACACAUUUAAUUAUUUCCUUUCAUUGGCAGAACAGGAAAAUUUAGUUGUAUCCGACAUCACUGAAACGAUGAAGCCACUUGACUUGCUUCCUUAUGUAAAAUCAUAUCAGCGGUCUAGCAUAAGGAUGUUUAAAAUUUCAUACUUGUGCAAAUAAGGUUUCUAUGUAAUCAAACAGACCUAAGUCUGCUGUGUGGAAAAUUCAAAUUGAUUACUGUCACGGCCAGUAAAUGUUAACUAUAGCAUAGUGAUGUCCUUG
Messenger RNA from Nicotiana attenuata, 1424 nucleotides. RefSeq lists its product as uncharacterized. NCBI's taxonomy places the organism in Eukaryota, Viridiplantae, Streptophyta, Magnoliopsida, Solanales, Solanaceae. The transcript has 10 exons. The coding region runs from base 108 to 1322 and encodes 404 amino acids. The record is from RefSeq and is a predicted model, not a curated record.